Molecule: messenger RNA, 1276 nt
Organism: Musca domestica (house fly)
Lineage: Eukaryota; Metazoa; Arthropoda; Insecta; Diptera; Muscidae
Product: probable palmitoyltransferase ZDHHC24
Exons: 2
Coding region: 297-1151 (284 amino acids)
Molecular function (GO): palmitoyltransferase activity
Source: RefSeq, a predicted model, not a curated record
UGAAAAUCAUGCACACAUUUUGUCACAUAAACUUGGCAGCACUUUCAACAUAAAUUGUCAUAAUUACUGUUAUUUCUCUAAAGAGCUCAGCAAGAGGGAAAGGGAGGAUAUGAAUCUUGUGUAUAACAGAAAAAAAUAUAAACAUAAACAACAGAACGAAAAUAGCAUCGACACGAAAAAAAAAUCCGGCCGGUCUGUGCCUGUUAAAUAAAACAUUAAUUUCAUUACACAAAUUAAUUGAAAAUCCAUUCUAAAUUUGUUUAUUAUCAUUGCAAAUAAAGAUAACAAUCGAGAAAAUGUUAAAAUUGCGUUCUCCGGUGCGCGAUAUACCCGGCACAAUGUCCGAUCUGGGCUGUAUCUCAUUUGUAUCGCUGUUCAUUCCCCUCUGCUUUGUAUUCCAAUUGUGUGUAGUACUGCCCGAAUUCCAUGAACCGGGCAGCUUAAUGUUUAUUUUAACCUGGAUUGGUGGAUUGUUUGUUGUCUUUCAAAUUGCUGGGAAUUUUCUCGCCUGCAUGUUGGUGGACACCAGUAUAAGAGCCACCAUUCUCACACCACCGCAAGAACCGCAACUUCGCAAAUUAUGGCGUUUUUGUUCGCUGUGUGAAACACUGGCUCCCAUACGAUCGUGGCACUGCGAUUCCUGCAAAACAUGUGUUCUAAAACGUGACCACCACUGCAUAUUCACCGGCAAUUGUGUGGGUUAUCGUAAUCAACGUUAUUUCAUUCUAUUCCUGGUUUAUGUUAUCAUUGGCUGUUCGUAUUGUUGUCUCUAUAAUUGUGUAUAUUUUUGGUAUUUACACAAAGAUAUCUAUUUAAAUUCGCGUACCCUAAUGAGCCUCAUAUGCCCAUUUGUGGGUUUCUUUUUCGAUAUAUCAUGGAAAAAUGUAUAUCUACUCACAUAUGAAUUGGGUUUUAUAUCUUUGUUGUAUGCCCUGAUUUUGUUUCUAUUCCAUUGGCCAAAUGUUUUAAGGGGUUCGACAACACAUGAAAGUCUGUCGGCGAAGUAUGAUAUGGGUCGUGAACAAAAUUUAGAAAUGGUAUUUGGUAAACGUUGGCGUUUGGUAUGGCUGUCGCCUUUGUUGGAGAGUGAAUUGCCUCAUGAUGGUGUCCACUGGGAGUCGUUGUUAAGACAAUCUAGUAAAAAUCGUUAAGCAAUGGAAUUGAAAGAAUAUCAAAGGUUUCAAUUUAAGUUUUUUCUAUAUAAAUUGUGAAUAAUUUAAGAAUUUAUUUUAGCGAAAUUUUGUAGCAAAUAAAUGAUAAUUUUAUUGUAAGAAAA